AUGAAAAAUCUAGAGGGUCAACAAGGGCCCCGCUGCCAAUUUAGCGGGGAAGCAUGCUCGACAGAGUCGCCUCACUAUCGCAAGGUCAUCUCCCAUAUUUUUGGGAGGAAUAAACGAUGCACGAUUGGCGUCCCGGAUUUCGUUUGGAUUUACUAUUGCCGGAAACAUUAUCAGCGUGCCCGUUAUCGAACUGGCGAAUGGCCUUUUAGACAAUGCGACCUCGCCAUUGAUACCAUAAAGAACAUGCGAGCUUGGGGUGGUGUCGAAAACUUUAAUCUUCAACUCCGUCGCCGAGAGACACAACGAGCUACAGGAAAUGAAGAUCGUUAUGAAGAGGAAGAUUCAGCCAUACUCGCUGCGGAUCAAGGGCCUGUCACGAGCAGUCACCAUGUGAAUGACGGAGAUUCUUCAAUGGAAACGGCCUUCAAAGAAGAGCGGGAGUCUAGUUCUGCCGAACCGGAGACUGCCGAAUUUAAAAAGCGUUCUCCAAAAAUAAUACCUCGCCCUGUACCUCACUGGCUCUAUGAUCGCGUUGGGGACCAUAAAAACUUCAAUGAAAUUCUUCAAAUGCUCCGCGACCUUCGACACCAUCUUCAGGAAUUGAUUGAUAGUGGCCACGAUGCCCAUUUUCCAGACAUUGAAAUCUUGCCAAAUCUCCGCCAACAGUCCCCGGUUCUCCGUCCAAUUGCGGGCAAGUCUCGACGAGUCUCUUCUCGUGGCAAUGUCGAGAAAAUCGCAAAGAAGUAA
Molecule: messenger RNA, 747 nt
Organism: Uncinocarpus reesii 1704
Lineage: Eukaryota; Fungi; Ascomycota; Eurotiomycetes; Onygenales; Onygenaceae
Exons: 1
Coding region: 1-747 (248 amino acids)
Source: RefSeq, a predicted model, not a curated record